AUGCUGACGGACAGCAAGAAGUACGGUCUGAGUGUGAACCUGAUGGCCACGCGGGUGAUGCCGUCGCUGCUGCCGCUGACGAUGAACGCUGCGCUGCACCUGGACCAGUUCACCAGCCUGCUGAGGUCCUGCAGGAGAUGCUGGACACCAUCGACCGACCACAGCGCCGAGGACUGCAGCCGCAAGAGCAGCGGCUCGGCCGGCUCUUUGUGCUCCUCAGGCCCGUCGUCACCGGACAGUAACCGGCUGCGCGUGCACUCGGCGCUGAUCGGCCGCCGACUCUCCGACAACGAGCUGCUCAACCCGCCAAAGAUCCGCGUGGCGUCGCACUCGUGCGGUUCGUCGACGGGCGACCUGCGCGCGGGGCUGCUGCCCAUCCGGCGCCACUCGUCCACCUGCUCCAACGAGCGGCGCAACUCCAUGUUCAACCUCUCCCCGGCCACGCUGAGUCACCGAUACGGUCUGAGCGGCUCGGUGCCCAACACCAGCCUGCUGACACCGUCUCCGGGCUCGAUGGGCCGGCGUAAAUCGGCGGCCGGCGCGGCGCUGGGCGCCGUCGGCCUCAGCAGCUCCCUGAAGCACCGGCGCAGCUCCUAUGUGGCCCCCGGCUCCAGCAGCGGCAUCCUGCAGCAGCUCAGCACCGGCGUGCCGGCCAAGGCGGGCGUCAUCGGCUGA
Molecule: messenger RNA, 675 nt
Organism: Amphibalanus amphitrite
Lineage: Eukaryota; Metazoa; Arthropoda; Thecostraca; Balanomorpha; Balanidae
Exons: 6
Coding region: 1-675 (224 amino acids)
Source: RefSeq, a predicted model, not a curated record